Messenger RNA from Adineta steineri, 390 nucleotides. Lineage: Eukaryota; Metazoa; Rotifera; Eurotatoria; Adinetida; Adinetidae. The record is from the annotation of a GenBank genome assembly.
AUGUCUUCAUAUAUUCGUUUAUUUUCAAUGUAUUUUAUGGCUGUUUUAUAUAUUGUUGCUGGUGUUCUUCAUUUUAUAAAACCACAAUUUUAUCUUCCUAUAAUGCCACGAUAUUUACCAUAUCAUCUUGAACUUAUCUAUUUAUCAGGUUUAUGUGAAGUUAUUUGUGGUUUAUUGUUGUUUUCUAAACGAACACAAGUAUUAGGUGCUUGGCUUACUAUUGCUUUACUUAUUGCUGUUUAUCCAGCUAAUAUUCAAAUGACACAAGAUUAUUUUGAAAAGAAUCAUCCACAAAAAUAUAUGGUAGCAGGUCGUCUUCCAUUACAAUUUAUUUUAAUAUGGUGGGCAUAUCAAUAUACAACAACGACAGGACAUAUUAAAUCACAUUAA